CAAGUUCCCUUGCCUCCGCACUGUCAGUAACCACCCGACAUUUAUGAACAUGGGUUCUCUCAUGCGUGCCGUCGCCCUGACUGGCGCGUUCAACAUUACUGUUAUUGAUGUGCCCAGGCCCACCAUCAUCAAUGGGACCGACGCCAUUGUGCGCAUUGCAGCGUCCGGCAUAUGCGGUAGCGACCUACAUAUAUACCACGAUAAUCCAGCUUCGCCUGAGAACCCUCAACAGAUAGGCCAUGAGGCCAUUGGUUAUAUAGAGGAAGUUGGUGACUCUGUCGAGACCCUGAAUACGAGCGACUGGGUUGUCGUUCCAUUCGCGUUUGAUGAUGGUCAUUAUCAAUAUGGACCCACGAUUGACGCGCCGUCGGCAUCAUCUACAGGCAUGCAAGAUGAGUUUACUUUUGUAAAUCGCAGUCGUCCUUCUGAGUAUCGUGCACCCUAAUAUGUUGGCAGCCGAGUAUGCGCGCAUUCCGUACGCGGACGACUCCCUUAUGCCCGUGCCCAUCAACAGUAGCACAAAUUCGUCCACUCUUCAUGACUAUCUCUUCAUGUCGGAUAUUCUCGCUACAGGCUGGACAGCGCUUGACUUUGCCGGGCAGGGUCCUGGAGAUACGGUUGCAGUAUUCGGCGCCGGACCCGUGGGCCAAAUGGCCAUUCUCUCUGCCAGAGUGCGCGGCGCGUCCAAGAUCUACGUCGUAGACCAUGUACAAGACCGCCUGGAUCUGGCUGCCUCCCACGGUGCCAUUCCUAUUAACUUUGCGUCAGAGGACCCGGUGGAAGCGCUGCGUCGCCUCGAGCCGGCUGGCAUUACGCGUGUCGUCGACUGUGUUGGGUACGAGGCUGAAGAUGCACAGGGUAAUGUAAACAGCAGCAUUGUGCUGCACCACGCGGGACAGGUCGUGGCGCCACAGGGGGGCAUUGGCGUCGUUGGAGUAUACGGCAGCGGAAGCCAAGCACAGACGAUUGACAUCAAGCCCCUUUUCAUGAACAACUUCUCGGUGCGUGGAGGCGUCUCGUCCCCUCUGGACCUUGGCACUGAGAUGCUCAAACUCAUCGGCACUGGUCAUUUGCAUCCAGGCUCCAUUGUGAGCGCCGUUAUCGGGAUCGAGGAUGCGCCUCAGUACUAUGGGCGGUUCGACCGUCGUGAAGAGACCAAGGUCGUUAUUGAGUUUCCUCUUUGAACGGAAUCUCAGUUCUGAGCACAACAAAUAGCUUGUAUUACUGACUACUUCAAACCUUGUGGGGAUGACACCAUCAAGUGGGCGCGCGCGCUGUAUGGGUGGUUGUUCAGUAGAUACAGGGUUCCAGGAUUCCUGUGGUUUAAAUGUUAACAACAGAGUUUGAUUAGGUUCUGGAAGGGGAGUCUCACGAUUAGAUAUUGUUUGACAGGGAGUUGUCCCCAUAAGGGGAGAUAGUCAAGUGCCAUAUUAUAGGAAAGAGAUUAGGCGGAGAGUUGACAGAGGCCUGGAGGACGGAGGGGAAACAGAAGUUACAGAACCGAGAGUCGACAGUCUAUCUAGGCACGCCAACGGACUAGGUAGAUUCAUUAUUAGGGUGCUACAGGACUAUGCGC
This is a messenger RNA of Aspergillus versicolor CBS 583.65, 1576 nucleotides long. RefSeq lists its product as uncharacterized. NCBI's taxonomy places the organism in Eukaryota, Fungi, Ascomycota, Eurotiomycetes, Eurotiales, Aspergillaceae. The transcript has a single exon. The record is from RefSeq and is a predicted model, not a curated record. The coding region runs from base 447 to 1184 and encodes 245 amino acids.